CGCCAAAUCCCCUAAUCUCGUGGUGAUGGAUGUCUCUCCCACAACCACCAACCCCAACCCCAACCCCCAUCCGCCCUCUACCCUUUGGUGGUCUUCCAUCCCACGCCAUUCACCAUGACCCAAGGACUCCACAACCCCUUCCCUGCCUCGCUGCGGAGUGAAUGCAGCAAGGCAGCCCAGAUCCUCGAAGCCUUCACCAACCCCGACGCCUUCAACAGCCCGUCGCGCACCCUUCCCCAGAGGAUUCUCACCGGCGCCAAGGGCCUCGCCAUCCUCACCGUCGCCAAGGCCGCAUUCCUGGGCUCGGUGCGCUUCGGCUCCGGCAUUCUCGUGUCGCGUCUCGACGAUGGCUCGUGGUCCGCGCCGUCUGCGAUCGUCAUGGUGGGUGGCGGCUUUGGAGGCCAGAUCGGGGUGGAAGUGACAGACUUUGUGUUUAUUCUUCACAACGAUCUGGCGGUACGCACCUUUGCACAGUUGGGAACUGUCACAUUGGGCAUCAAUGCGUCGUUGGCGCUGGGGACACUCGGGCGAAAUGGGGAGAUCGGGGGUGCUGCCAGCAUCGGGGGCGCUGUCGGGGUGUUUUCGUAUGGGCAGACAAAGGGCGUGUUUGGUGGUGCCAGUGUGGAGGGGGCGAUGAUAAUUGAGAGUCGGCUUUCCAAUAAAAGGCUGUAUGGGCGUAGGGUUACGGCGCGGGAGUUGCUCGGUGGGGAAAUUCCCCCGCCUGAGGAGGCGAGGGAGCUGUUGCAGCGCUUGCAAUCGGGUGUGUUCGAGGGGGAGGAUUCGAAAUCUCGUGGAUUGCCUGACGAGUCGCCGGCUGGGGAAAUCACCAUCCCCAUUCCGCCUGAGCUCCCCUCGGGAGAGGCUUCUGAACGCGCAGCCGAGCUGCCUUCUCAGGUACUACCUCACGAGGCGAGCCAGACUCCAUCCGAACUCCCAUCAGAAGGGUCUGAAGUCUCCGAGCUUUUGUCUGAUGACGCUCCAGGAGACAGAUCGCCCCGUUCUGAGCUCCCACCGAUCACUGAGGCGUUUGAAUUGCCAGCCGAGCUACCAGCCGAGCUGCCAGGAUCAAUGGUGGAGCUUUCCCCUUUGUCUCCUUCGCAUCCUGGAUACUCGAUCCAGCGCAAACCAACCCCGACAUCUCCGGUCUCAGCAAACUCCACUGCCGAGCCACCUACACGCGAUGUCUAACCGUGGGAGGGCGAGCUGCUUCCCAGCCUGCUGACCCCAUUUCGAUUGUGACUCACCUUUUUCUCGGACCGUAUAGCUAGACGAUCACCCCACUCGGCAUACAAGGCAACCUCAGCUUCGAUUUUUUCCGGUGUCGGACGUUAAAUUCUCCUAUCAUCGCACGCACACAGCCUGUUCGGAGAUUGGCGUACCCCCGCUAGAUCCGAGAGUCGAUUAUCAAUCAGCAACCAGGAUGGCAAGGCUGAUAUUCAGCUCAAUAGGCAUCUACUUUCACGGCCAAUAGAA
Molecule: messenger RNA, 1473 nt
Organism: Aspergillus heteromorphus CBS 117.55
Lineage: Eukaryota; Fungi; Ascomycota; Eurotiomycetes; Eurotiales; Aspergillaceae
Product: DUF500-domain-containing protein
Exons: 3
Coding region: 115-1188 (357 amino acids)
Biological process (GO): actin cortical patch localization; actin filament bundle assembly
Cellular component (GO): actin cortical patch
Molecular function (GO): actin filament binding; phosphatidylinositol binding
Source: RefSeq, a predicted model, not a curated record